CGAUUUGAUUAUGUCCAUCCAGAGCAAGCGCUCUUCAUGAUCAAGGACCGAGUUCAAAAACCUCUCGAGUCCAUUGCAAAAUAUUGAAACCGGUUCUACCGAAUGUUUGUGAAAACUGAGCGGGGCGAGCAAGUAGGGAAAGAUCUGUUUAUUGAUGGACUUCGCAGCCGAACGAUAAGGGCAAAACUCCGAAAACAGUUCUCCCUCAUCAAUCACACGCUCCAACAGAUUAUGGCAGCUGUAGAGGAAAUGCAGCGGAAGAUCGCGGCGAUUUUCCUAGAAGGAGAAAACUAUCCCAAGGAAGGAGACUCGUCCGAACUUGCGAGGGCAAAAGCUGAGCUGGCAGCGUUGCAAAACAAGUUCGAAAACAUGGGGUUCGUGUCAGGCCCUGUUACCUAUCUAGAACAGAUAACCCCUAAGCGACCGGCCCCGAGUGUGAUCACGAGCAUCCCAGUUCCCGUGAUGCCAGCACCUGUAAUGACGGCACCCCCGCCACCAAUUGAGAACCCUGCAAGAUCGAAUGAAUUGACCGCCAUUUUGGAACUGACCAAAACGCUAAUUAGCCUAAUCCAGGAAAGUAAGAAGGAACAACGAGAACAUAAUGCUCGGAUGGAGGCUAUGAUGAGGAGCACGCGACCCAUCGCAGUACAAGCCGCCCCGAUUCAACAAGGACUGGCUCCGGCACAUGUUCUCGGAGGGGCCGCGGGCAAUCUGAACGUCUGUUAUGCAUGCCACCAACCGGGGCAUCUAGCCCCAGAUUGCCCUCACCGACCCCCGCAACAACGAGUCGGAGCCGCACCAGUAGCUGCAGCCCCCAUUGCUAACGGACCUGAACGAGUAGGAGCUCUAAUGGAAGAAAUGGAAGGCAGAGGUAGUGCGUUAGCUGCCACGGAGGAGGUUGUCGAGCUCAUUCCGUUGGAUCAAUAUGUAUCGCUUGGGUAUCCAGGGCUAGGAAUGAUUGGAACGAUCAGACCUGCGCCAGGACAUAAAGAGGUGGCGAAAUGGCGACCUUCUCCAGGAGAAAUGGAGUCGGGAGGACCCACCUUUGUCACUGGCGAGAUCGAUGUUUUGAACAUCGCCCGAGCAUUAGACCAUCGGAUUCCUCGUCCAAUCGGGGCAGAGAUCAAAUCUUUGGAACCCCCUGAGCGCCUCGAGAACGGACUCGGAAUCAAGAUCGCCACGAAACCCGUGCCGUGGCAGGACGUUCGAGACGGAGUGACGCCUGAGGAACACGUGGCCAUCCGAGAAGAGAAUGCGCAGAUGAUGGCCACGGUGUUCUCCUGGGGAUCUGAUAACUCGUUCAUCUUCGCGCUCCCGGCGAAGAACAAGCGAAUGAAUACGAAACAUAUUAACGUACGAAUAUGGGACGAGCCAUAUGAGUUGCACGUACCGCGAUACGUCGCGGCGGUAAAAGAAGCUCUUGUUCCCACGUCACUAAAGCAGUUUCGAGCCUUCUUGGGGCUAGCUUCAUACUAUCGACGGUUCAUCAAGGGCUUCGCCGCGAUUGCGCGACCCUUAACGAACCUGCUGCGGAAGGACCARCCCCUCAGUUGGGACGCGGAGUGCGAGCAGGCCUUCGCGACCCUCAAGGAAACCCUGGCGACGRCACCUAUUUUGAUCCGACCGGACCCCUCGAAGCAGUUCAUUCUCAUCACGGACUGGCAGCCGGAGGCUAUUUCCGCUAUUUUAGCACAAAAGGGGAACGAUGGCCGCGAACAUGUCAUCGAGYAUGCGUCGCAAACGGUACCGGACGAACGAAGGAAUGACUCCGCCCCGCAGGGAGAAUGUUACGCAGUAAGGUGGGGAAUCCAASACUUCCAUCCGUAUCGGUACGAACAAAAGUUCCUCGUCGUCACCGAUCAUGAGCCCCUGUUAGCACKRAAGAAACUCUCUAAUUACACGGGCAUGAUUGGCCGAUGGGCAGUGCGCCUACAAGAGUACGACUUCGACAUCAUCCAUCGAAAGACGGAGAGACACGGCAACGCGGACGGGUUGACACGUUUGCAACGACCAGCUAAAGUGCCUAAAAGGCUCAGCGAGCUUUGUCAUCCAAGGCGCAAUCAGGAUCUUCUACGACUGGCACAGUUCUUCUGCACCUCGGGAGUGUACGCAGCGGCCGAGUUCCGAUUCGCGGGCAGWUCUCAGGCGGUCGUGUUGGCAGAAGCGGUGUCCGUUCAUCGGCAGUCAGCCCCAGGUAUUAGCCACGUGUCCACGGUCGUUGGCUUCACCGACGAUAUCAGUACGGUCAGUGCGCUGAGGCAUACGGCCAUCCGAACGUCAUUAAGGGAGGGAGUGGAACCGCUGGCUUACACGCCACGGAGAUAAUCUCUUCCCCACGGACGACAUCGAGCUCGGUGGCAUUCGAGCGUUCCAACACGAGCCAGCGGUGGUGCUGUCGGAACUCAUCCCCUUCCAGCGUCCCCAAUGAACCGCUCCCAACUCU
Chara braunii is the source of this 2443-nucleotide messenger RNA. NCBI's taxonomy places the organism in Eukaryota, Viridiplantae, Streptophyta, Charophyceae, Charales, Characeae. The record is from the annotation of a GenBank genome assembly.